CACUCAGAGUGACACAGAUACACAUGUACAUGUACAAGUGUUAGUUCCUCAGCUCAAACCAGUCUGCUUAUUAAUGAGUUCAGACUAACUUACUGUAGGACAACACCUCUGAUUGAUAACUCAUUGGAGACAUUGGAUUAUAGUAAACAUCAAGCAAAACAUCAUUAACAGGUGCUGAAUUCUCCUGACUGACUGCAGGCUGAAGAAGCUGUAUUUAUGGCUCAAUAUGAUCAACUUGAGGACAAAGAUUCGCUGGAUAUUCAUGAUAACCCUCCAGCUCCAGACAAUGUUGUAAAGGAGGAUGACAACACUGUUUAUUUUGUGUAUGAUGAAGAGGUGGAGGAAGAAGAGGCCCCUCCCCCUCCGACCCCUGAGCCUGUAAUUCAGAUCAAUGACAGGCCACACAAGUUUAAAGACCACUACUGCAAGAAACCCAAGUUUUGUGACGUCUGUGCACGAAUGAUUGUCCUCAAUAAUAAAUUUGCCUUGCGCUGUAAAAACUGCAAGACCAACAUUCACCACUCGUGCCAAUCAUAUGUGCAGUUCCAGAGAUGCUUUGGCAAAAUACCUCCUGGAUUUAGACGGGCAUACAGCUCUCCUCUCUACGAUCAAGAGAUCAAUAACCCUGGUCAGCAGAACCGCACUGAUCCGGUGUUUGAAACACUGAGAGUGGGUGUGAUCAUGGCCAAUAAAGAGAGGAAGAAAGGCUCUGAGGACAAAAAGAAUAUGAUGAUGAUGAUGAUGGAGGAGGAGGAAGCUCAACAACCGAAGGAGGAUGAAGAGGUUGCUGAAGGAAAGCAAGAUGGAGACAAGAAAGACAAAACAGCAGCAGAUGACAAGAACAAGAAGCAGCAGCAGACGUUCAGUCAGUCUCACUAUUACAUGGCUCUGUAUCGCUUUAAAGCCAUCGAGAAAGAUGACCUGGACUUCCAUCCAGGAGAUCGCAUCACAGUGCUGGAUGACUCCAAUGAGGAGUGGUGGAGGGGUAAGAUUGGGGAGAAGACAGGAUACUUGCCCAUGAAUUACAUCAUCAGGGUGCGAGCCGGUGAGAGGGUGUAUAAAGUGACGCGCUCCUUUGUUGGAAACAGAGAGAUGGGCCAGAUUACCCUGAAGAAAGAUCAGAUUGUGGUGAAGAAAGGAGAAGAGGUGAAUGGAUAUCUGAAGGUCAGCACUGGCCGCAAACUGGGCUUCUUCCCUGCCGACCUGCUACAGGAGAUCUGAAUGACGGAGAUUUAAUCCUGAAGAAAAUAAGUAAAGCAGAAGAGGAAUAAAUAAACAAGACAUGACAAGAAAGACAACAAUAUCUGACCUCACUGUCACUUUGACAGAAAUAUGAACGUGUGCAUAUACAUAGGGUCUAAAUUUGACACUCACCAAGCACUAUAUAUGAAUACAAAAGAUCUUUACUCAGAAUAAAGUAAAAACAAAGUUGCUCACCCACUGAGCAGUCAUUUUAUAGAAACGUAACACACAAAUCCACACUGCAAGAAUAAUAGUCUAAUCCUAACUGAGUGACAAUAACUGAUCUGAUCACAAUGCUAUAUUUUAUUUAGAAAAGGUUUUAAUUGUGGCAAUACUAACAUUGACCUCAGUAAGUGAGCAAAAACUAAAUCAUGGAGACUGGCUAAUCUCAGAUGCCAGUGGUUUUUAACCCUGUUCUUGGAGCAAACAUUUUACAUUUCUACUUAGAAACGAGUUGAAAACCACUGUCAUAGGUUAUAUGAUUAAAUGACACAACAAAAUGAUCUGCUUCUGUUGCUCCUUCUGAUGAAUAUUUUUGACAGUUUUAGUAAUUUCUGUGAGGGCAAAUCUCAACGCUACACCAUACAAUGACCUUCUAGAGAACUGUGACCUUGUCGGAACAGCUUGGGCAACAGACUUUUCUGCAUUAGCAUAAGUUCCUCUAAACAAAGUGAGUGACUAAUGAAAUGCUUUACUGAGGUGUGAAAGAACUUGAGUGCUGAGCCCUGCUGAACACCUUUGAGUCAUUCUGGAAUGAAAAUGACCCUCCUAAAGCGGCAAAGAUGGAAGUACACAUUUACCUGAAAUUGUGUUACAUAGCACUGGAAUUGAUGGAAUAGGCAACCCUCUCAAUUAUAUUAUUUCAUUGCUCUGAAUAUCUGGAAGUAAUUGGCAUAAUGGGUGAAACUGCUUUUAACGCAUUUAAGGUCCCCAUAAAGGACAAAUGGGAUCAUUGAUUCAAAUUCUGUAAAUAUACCUGGCUCAAGCUAAAUUGCUGAAUUUGGCAAAUAAUAGGUAUGUCCUUGUUCAGUUUGUGAACCAGUGUUUUUGGGGUGUGUAUCAAGGAGGCGUACAGUGCAGUGUCUAUUCAUUAGCAUUUCCUUUCAUCUCAAUGACAGGUGCUCAACUGGACACAAUCAUAAAUGUUAUGUGAUUUAUCAAUUUAAGAAUGAACAUAAAAACAAAUCUAUUAUAAUUUUAGUCUAGCUCUCAGAAAAGAAAUAAAUAGAAAUUACAGUUGUGUAUUAUAAUAGAUGUAGAAAUGAUAUUCCUUGCAAAUGGUAAAAAUGAUUUUAAAUAAUACAACCUGAUUAGCCAUUUGGUUAUCGUAGGAGUGUGCAUAAAAUAUGCACCAAAAUGUAGUAAGAAAGGAAAUGUAAAGUUUUCAUUUCUCAUAAUGACAAUGUAUCUUUCCUGUCAAUAAAAACCUAAAAUACAAUUGAGGAGUCAAAAAAUAAA
Molecule: messenger RNA, 2700 nt
Organism: Cyprinus carpio (common carp)
Lineage: Eukaryota; Metazoa; Chordata; Actinopteri; Cypriniformes; Cyprinidae
Gene: stac3
Product: SH3 and cysteine rich domain 3
Biological process (GO): positive regulation of protein localization to plasma membrane; positive regulation of voltage-gated calcium channel activity; skeletal muscle contraction
Cellular component (GO): extrinsic component of cytoplasmic side of plasma membrane
Molecular function (GO): protein binding
Source: RefSeq, a predicted model, not a curated record